AUGGCAUCUCAGUGUAGUACUAGUGAUAAAAAAAGGAAUCGUAAGCCUCUUACUUUAAGUGCCAAGUUAGAAAUGAUUCAGCUAAGUGAUCAAGGCAUGUCUAUGGCUGAGACAGGCCGUAAGCUAGGUUUCACUCGCCAAACAGUUAGUACAAUUGUGAACGCUAACGAGAAAGUGUUGAAGGAAAUUCAAAGUGGUACACCAGUGAACACUAAAGUGAUAAGAAAACGUGAUAACCUUAUUGCUGACAUGGAAAAACUUUUACUGUUGUGGAUUGAAGAUCAAACCAGUCACAACGUGCCAUUAAGCCGAGCCAUCAUCCAGGGCAAGGCCCUAAGUCUCUUCAAUGCUACGAAGGCUGAGAGAGGUGAGGAAGCUGCUGAGGAUAAAUUCGAAGCUAGCAGAGGCUGGUUUAAUAGGUUUAAGGAAAGAAGCCAUCUCCACAACAUCAAAGUUCAGGGUGAAGCAGCUAGUGCUGAUGCAGUAGCUGCAGAAAGUUAUCCACGUGAGCUUUCUAAGAUCAUCGAAGAUGGUGGAUAUACUAAGCAGCAGAUUUUCAACAUGGACGAAACAGGCCUAUAUUGGAAGAAGAUGCUGUCUAGGACUUUUAUUGCUAAAGAGAAGUCAAUGCCUGGCUUCAAAGCUGCGGAAGACAGGCUAACUCUCUUGUUAGGGGCUAAUGCAGCUGGUGAUUGCAAGUUAAAACCUAUGAUGAUUUAUCACUCAGAAAAUCCUAGGACCCUAAAGAACUAUGCAAAAGCUAGCCUCCCUGUUUAUUAUAAAUCCAAUUCAAAAUCUUGGAUGACUGGUGAUCUUUUCUCAAAGUGGUUCACGGACUAUUUUAAGCCUACAGUUGAGGCUUACUGCAAGGAAAAGAACAUUCCUUUUAAGAUUUUACUUCUUGCGGACAGUGCCCUUGGCCAUCCUAGAGCUCGAAUUGGUUUGUACAAAGAGAUAAAUGUUAUUUUUCUACCUGCAAAUACAACUUCAUUGCUGCAGCCUAUGGACCGUAUAAUUGCAGCGUUUAAAUCCUAUUACCUAAGAAGAACUUUUGCUAAGGCUAUAAAUGCCUUAGACAAUGGUAUGGUGGUGGGGCAAAGCGAUAAUAAAUUAAAAGCAUUUUGGAAAGGCUUCAUGAUUUUGGAUGGUAUAAAAACUAUUAGAGAUGCAUGGGAGGAAGUUAAACAACAUUGUAGUAGUAUUGCUCUAAAGACUUUGGGAGACUAG
This is a messenger RNA of Rhineura floridana, 1227 nucleotides long. Its product is annotated as tigger transposable element-derived protein 1-like. The record is from RefSeq and is a predicted model, not a curated record. Gene Ontology annotation, cellular component: nucleus. Lineage: Eukaryota; Metazoa; Chordata; Lepidosauria; Squamata; Rhineuridae. Gene Ontology annotation, molecular function: DNA binding.